AUGAAGAUGGCGUACUUAGAAUGGUAUAAAAAGGACAGCAAAAGCAAAGGAAAAGGGUACUACGACAGUUACAAAAUACAGAGCACCACGGCCGACAUAGAAAUCGCCAAGCACAAGAAAUUUCUAACCAAUUACUGGAAGGAUCUCGUCGAACAAGCCGAAAGCAAGUCCCAAAAGGAGAGCUUGUUCUUCCGAACCAUGUUCCUCUACGGCAGAACGAAUUAUCGGCGGAUGGUGGAGCCUCUCGACAUCGCAGAGUUCUACCGAGAUGGGAAAAACAGAGACUACAAGAAACAGGGGAGGUCGCCGUAUUACGUUCUGCUGGAGAAAUGGCAGAAGGAAGACGCGGCAGGGAAGGGCAAGAUAAAGAAGCAGCCAGUGGAUAGGAUGACUGAAGAUUCCUGCUUCUGGGCGGACGUGGAGGAGGCUCUGUUUGCGGUGAGAUUGCUGAAGCAGAAGGGUAGCGGUGGUGGUGGUAAGUCUAGUGAGGCGAAGAACCGUUUGGUGGAGUUCCAGAGGUAUGUGAUGGAGCAGAUUGGGAACUUUGCGGUGGAUUCUGAGAUUUUCCUGGGGGAGAGCUCGUUCAUGGUUUGGUGGAAGGAGUUUCAGGGGGUUGCUGGGAUUGUUGGAAGUGGUAGUUCCUUCCAACGGUGA
This is a messenger RNA of Linum tenue, 654 nucleotides long. Lineage: Eukaryota; Viridiplantae; Streptophyta; Magnoliopsida; Malpighiales; Linaceae. The record is from the annotation of a GenBank genome assembly.